AUGACGGUGGAGCUGAGCUCCUGGAGCCGGGUGCUGCUGCUCUCCGUGGGGCUGCUGACUGUCUCGGUCACCGCCCAGAACUGCAGUCACGUUUUGCAGGGCCCAAAUGGGACAAUACAGAGUCCAGGCUUUCCCUAUGGAUAUCCAAAUUAUGCAAACUGCACGUGGACAAUCACUGCUGAGGAGCAGAACAGGAUACAGCUUGUUUUCCAGUCCUUUGCAUUAGAGGAAGAUUUUGAUGUAUUAUCUAUCUACGAUGGACUGCCUCAGCAGGGGAAUCUGAGAACAAGGUUAACGGGUUUCCAGCUGCCUGCUCCCAUUGUGAGCACAGGGCUUGUGCUGUCCUUGUGGCUUGUGAGUGAUUACGCGGUCAGUGCUCAAGGCUUCCAGGCAAGCUAUGAAGUUCUACCAAGUCAUACGUGCGGAAAUCCAGGGAGGCUGCAGAAUGGGAUUCAGCAAGGGACAACGUUCAGCAUUGGGGACAAAGUGAGAUACAGCUGUAAUCCAGGCUUCUUCUUGGAAGGACAUGCCUUGCUCACGUGCCAGGCCAACUCGGAGAACAGUGCCUCCUGGGAUUUUCCUCUCCCCUUCUGCAGAGCUGAUGAUGCCUGCGGAGGGACUUUGCGGGGACAGAGCGGGAUUAUCUCAAGCCCUCAUUUUCCUUUGGAGUAUGGCAAUAAUGCAGACUGCACGUGGACUAUUCUUGCCGAGCCUGGAGACACUAUUGCUCUGGUUUUCAUGGAUUUUCAGCUGGAAGAUGGAUAUGAUGUUUUAGAAGUUGCUGGAACAGAGGGAUCUUCGCUCUGGUUUACUGGGAUGAAUUUGCCUCCCCCUGUUAUCAGUAGUAAAAAUUGGCUGCGGCUUCACUUCACAUCGGACGGCAACCACAGGCAGAAGGGGUUCAGCGCCCAGUAUCAAGUCAAAAAGCAAAUGGAACUGAAGUCCAGAGGGGUGAAGCUAAUGCCCAGCAAGGACAACAACCAGAAGACAUCAGUCUUAACUCAGGUUGGUGUGUCCCAGGGACAUAAUAUGUGUCCAGACCCUGGGAUUCCAGAGAGAGGCAAACGAAUAGGCAACGAUUUUAGGUUAGGCUCCAGCAUCCAGUUCACCUGUAACGAGGGCUACGAUUUGCAAGGGUCCAAAAGCAUCACCUGUAAGAGAGUGAGUGACAUAAUCGUGGCUUGGAGCGACCACAGGCCAGUGUGCAGAGCUCGGAUGUGUGACAUGUACCUUCGUGGUCCCAGUGGUGUGAUAACUUCUCCCAACUACCCUGUGCAGUACGAUAACAACGCCUACUGCGUGUGGGUCAUCACUGCACUCAAUCCAGCCAAGGUUAUCAAACUCACCUUUGAAGAAUUUGAACUAGAAAGAGGAUAUGACACUCUGACAGUGGGUGAUGGAGGACAAGUCGGAGAUCAGAAAACGGUGCUUUAUGUCUUGACAGGCACCACAGUGCCCGAUCUCAUCGUCAGCACACACCACCAGAUGUGGCUCCUCUUCCAGACAGACAGUGUCAGCAACUUGCUGGGAUUCAAAGCAACAUACGAAGAGAUCGACCAAGGGAGCUGCGGUGAUCCUGGGAUCCCAGCCUACGGCAGGAGAGAAGGAUCCACCUUUCGCCACGGGGACAGUUUGAAGUUUGAGUGCCAGCCUGCCUUUGAGUUGAAGGGACAGAAAACAAUUACCUGCCAAAAGAGUAGCCAGUGGUCUGCUCAGAAACCAGUUUGUGUUUUUUCCUGCUUUUUCAACUUCACCACCCCGUCUGGGAUUGUGCUGUCACCAAAUUACCCUGAAGAAUACGGAAGCAGCUUGCACUGUGUUUGGUUAAUUAUAGCUAAACCCGAGAGCCGCAUUCACUUGGCUUUCAAUGACUUUGAUGUGGAGCCCCAGUUUGAUUUCCUGGCUGUGAAGGAUGGUGGCACUGCCGAAUCCCCGGUGCUGGGCACCUUCUCAGGAAACCAGAUCCCCUCCUCUCUGACCAGCAGCGGUCACGUAGCCAGGCUGGAGUUCCAGACCGACCACUCCAUGGAGAAGAGAGGCUUCAACAUAACCUUCACCACAUUUAGGCACAACGAAUGCCCUGACCCUGGUGUGCCUGUGAAUGGGAAGCGAUUUGGUGACAGCCUCCAGCUUGGCAGCUCAGUGUCCUUCUUGUGUGACGAGGGCUUCAUUAGGACGCAUGGCUCAGAAACCAUCACCUGCAUCUUGAAGGAAGGAAAUGUGGUGUGGAACAACGCAGUGCUCAGAUGUGAAGCACCCUGCGGGGGCCACUUGACAUCACCCAGCGGAACCAUCCUCUCCCCGGGCUGGCCUGGCUUCUACAAGGACUCGUUGAGCUGCGCAUGGGUCAUAGAGGCCCAGCCGGGCUACCCCAUCAAGAUCACGUUUGACAGGUUUAAGACAGAGGUGAAUUACGACACCCUGGAAGUACGAGAUGGCCGGUCCUAUUCUUCCCCGUUGAUAGGUGUCUAUGAUGGGACUCAGGUGCCCCAGUUCCUCAUCAGCACCAGCAACUACCUCUACCUCCUCUUCACCACUGACAAAAGCCACUCUGACAUAGGCUUUCAGAUCCGAUAUGAAACUGUGAAGCUCCAGUCGGACCAUUGCUUGGAUCCCGGGAUCCCGGUCAACGGCCAGCGCCACGGCAAUGAUUUCUACGUGGGAGCGCUGGUGACGUUCAGCUGCGAUCCCGGCUACACCCUGAGUGACAGCGAAGCGCUGGAGUGUGAACCCAACUUCCAGUGGAGCCGGCCGCUGCCCAGCUGUGAGGCUCUAUGUGGAGGUUACAUUCGUGGUUCCAGUGGUACCAUCCUGUCCCCAGGCUUCCCUGAUUUUUAUCCUAAUAACUUGAACUGCACGUGGACAAUAGAAACAUCCCAUGGAAAAGGUGUGUUCUUCACUUUCCAUACCUUUCACUUGGAGAAUGGCCAUGACUACCUCCUGAUCACUGAAAACACCAGCUUUGCUCAGCCCCUGAAGCAGCUGACGGGUUCUCGGCUCCCAGCCCCACUUAGUGCAGGGCUCUUUGGAAACUUCUCUGCUCAGAUUCGCUUCAUCUCAGACUUCUCCAUGUCCUAUGAAGGUUUCAACAUCACCUUCUCCGAAUAUGAUUUGGAGCCCUGUGAUGAGCCGGAGGUCCCAGCCUACAGCAUCAGGAAGGGCCUGCAGUUCGGAGUGGGAGAUGUCCUCACCUUCUCCUGCUUCCCCGGGUACCGGCUGGAGGGCGCAUCCCGCAUCACCUGCCUCGGGGGGAGACGGCGUGUGUGGAGUUCGCCUCUGCCAAGGUGUGUUGCUGAAUGUGGUUCGUCUGUAACUGGAACCCAAGGUGUUCUGCUGUCCCCCAACUAUCCACUAAACUAUAACAACAACCAUGAGUGCAUCUACUCCAUCCAGACCCAGCCAGGAAAGGGGAUCCAGCUGAAAGCCAGGACUUUUGAACUGGAGGCAGGAGAUGUCCUCAAGGUCUACGAUGGCAGCAAUAGCUCUGCUCGCCUGCUGGGCUCCUUCAGCCGCUCCGAAAUGCUCAGCACCAGCAUCAACAGCACUUCCAGCAGCAUGUGGCUCGAGUUCAUCACCAACACUGAGAACACGAGUAAAGGCUUUGAGCUGCAGUUUUCCAGUUUUGAACUCAUUAAAUGUGAGGACCCUGGCAUCCCACAGUUCGGUUACAAGGUACAUGACGAGGGACAUUUUGCUGGCAGCUCAGUAUCCUUCAGCUGUGACCCUGGCUACACCCUGCGAGGCAGCAGGGUGCUGGUCUGCCUGACUGGGGAGCGGAGAGCUUGGGAUCAACCCCUGCCAACCUGUGUAGCUGAGUGUGGGGGAACUAUCAAAGGAGAGUUGUCAGGUCGGAUACUGUCUCCUGGCUACCCAACACCCUACGAUCACAAUCUGAAUUGUAUUUGGACAAUAGAGGCAGAAGCUGGUUGCACAAUAGGUCCAGCUAAAGCCAUCUUCAACAGAAAACUGAAGUAUAUUGGCAAGUAA
This is a messenger RNA of Nestor notabilis (Kea), 3987 nucleotides long. RefSeq names its product CUB and sushi domain-containing protein 2-like. The record is from RefSeq and is a predicted model, not a curated record. The transcript has 26 exons. NCBI's taxonomy places the organism in Eukaryota, Metazoa, Chordata, Aves, Psittaciformes, Psittacidae. Bases 1 to 3987 code for a protein of 1328 amino acids.